Pocillopora verrucosa is the source of this 1083-nucleotide messenger RNA. NCBI's taxonomy places the organism in Eukaryota, Metazoa, Cnidaria, Anthozoa, Scleractinia, Pocilloporidae. The record is from RefSeq and is a predicted model, not a curated record.
GUUAAAGGAAGAUUAAGAUUACUCCCCAGACCGUUCCGUUAUACAUUAAUAUUUGCUCAAUAUUGCCGUAUAAAAUAAUAUUCUCUUUGUGAGAGCUGUGUUUCUGGAUAAUACUCCGUCCUGAUUACUAAGCAUUUCAUUCCGGAAGUGUACAAUGGUUAAAGGUCGAAAAAUAAUAAAUCCUGCUUUGCUGCUUUUGGCGAUGUGUUGGGCAGUAAAUAAAUUAGCUCUAGCGCUUGUAAUCCCAGCUAAGAACUGUGCUGAGCUUUACAAGUGCGGCCAAACCAUCAGUGGUGUUUAUACAAUCGACCCUGAUGGUUCAGGUGCCUUUGAUGUGUAUUGUGACCAAACGACAGCUGGUGGAGGAUGGACAGUGAUCCAGAAGAGACUAUGUAACAUUGCUGAUUUCAACCGCACCUGGGAUGAUUACAAAAAGGGAUUCGGUGAUUUCCUCGUUCGUGAAUUUUGGCUGGGACUGAACAAGAUCCAACGUCUGACGCAAAACAAGACAGAAAACAAACUCCGCGUGGAUCUGGGAGUAAAUGCGAGCAAAACUGUUCACGCUGAGUACGAAUGGUUUGGUAUUGAGAAUGAGACAGCCCAUUACAAGCUACACAUCGGCAAUAUUUCAUCUGCUACUGUUGAAGAUUCCCUCUCCGGUCAUAAUGGCACGUUAUUUAGUACGUGGAAUAGAUUUCCAGCUGAUCAUGAUUGUGCACGGAAAUAUGGGGGAGGCUGGUGGUACAUGUACAUUGAUGGAGUUUGUACUGUUAACUCAAAUCUUAACGGCAUCUGUCCUCAUUCUGGAAGUAAUUGCACAAUUCACUGGGCAAAAUUAAACCCUAAAGCUAAAAACAACGACCCCAAAACAUCUGAAAUGAAAGUCAGACCAGCAGACUUUUCCUAGAGCAUUCUCUUUGAGGAACCGGUAAUUUUUUCUUUGGGAAGAUUUUUUUGUGUCAUGAAACAAUUGUUUAUAUGAAAUAAUAAACCAGAUCCUCUUACAAGACUCUGUAAUGUUCUCGGGGGGUUUGAUAGAGUUAUCUACGAGUUAUCAGACAACAUGGUUUAUUUGAUGAGUCU